GGACGAAACGUGCAGGCUGUUGUUGCAUCUUAUUCGCAGGAAAACCUUAAAACAUUGAGACAUAUACAAAAUGUCUCCUUUUUUGCAUUUGGUCAAAAACAGACAUUACUCUGAUCAUCACAAAAGGGACAUUGCUGAAGGGAGCCCCUCUCUUACACGGAAGACCGAGGAAUCACGGUUAAACUAUAAGGAGCCAUAAAGCCUUUGGACACAGACAUGUCUGAUUCCUUUGCGUCUGUCCGAUCCCGUCUCUGGGACUUUUCUCACAUGCUGAUGAUGCCAAUAGAGAAGCACUUGGGUGUGAUACUCACUUGUUUGCUAUGGUAUACGGUAUCGUCAGUGUCGUCGCAGGUGACGAAGACCAUUCUGAACCAGUUCCCCUUCCCGCUCGCGCUGGGCGAGUGCCAGUUUGUGUUGGUGUCGCUGCUGUGUAUCACGACGAUGGUGAUCCUAGGUAGGAUGAAGUGGAUGCACGCAAUGUUCCCACCGGGCUCGGUUCCUCCCCUGGACAGCGGUGCUGGUGCUAUUGUCAAGCCAACAAGACACCUUCUGAUCACAGUGCUGCCGUUGAGCUGUUUCCAGUUUUUGGGUAAGCUCUUCUCCCAUAGCGCAACCGCGCUGGUCCCAGUCUCCACCGUUGCCGGCGUCAAGACCUUAUCACCUCUGUUGCUCGUUGUGGCCUACCGUGUACUGUACAAGGUGCCAUUUGCAAUGGCAACUUAUAUAUCACUGUUACCACUGUUGUGUGGUGUGCUGCUCAUAGUGAUGGCUGAUACAAAGGACACGCUGGUGACGACAACUGCAAGCGAUCGUUACAUAGGGAUCCUCUAUGCAGUGAUAUCCUUGUUUAUCUUUGUUGGACAAAAUAUCUAUGGCAAGACAGUGUUCACGUUUAACCAGAAACAUGUUAACGACCCAACAGAGUUGGCAUUGCCCCAUGAGGAUAAGAGUUCAACGUUACCAAUAACGAGGACAGACCGUGAGCAGGAGAAGGAACAAGAGCUUCACGAUAAUGAGGUGAAUUACCAAUUGGAAGUGGAAAAAUCCAGCUUGACAAAAUUUCCUAAGAUUAGAAACAAGUAUGACAAGCUGACUCUACUCUUGUACUGCUCCAUUUUGGGUGCAUUGUUAUCCUUACCGUGGUUCUUGUACAUCGAGGCACCACAGUUCUUAAGGUUAACGGCAGCUGAGGAGGAUAUCACAGAGGCACAUCUAGUUACCAUUCCUUGGGGGCUAUUAAUGAUUAAUGGGUGUUCUCAUUUCUUACAAUCACUCAUAGUGUUCCACCUCUUGGGUGCAAUCCCAGCAGUGAGCUAUUCUAUUGCCAGUAUGAUGAAAAAAAUCACAGUCAUCGUGGUCAGUAUGAUUUACACUGGGAACCCAGUUACGACACUUCAAUUCUUUGGUAUCCUGCUGACAGGUACAGGCUUAUUCGCAUACGAUAGAUGGGGAGGAACAACUUGAUUUAAACACACACAUGCCACCAGUGUAUGACUCUGUCGCAUUUUGACUCAAAGUAUGCAAGUUGAAAUAUUAGCUCUAAUGAUUUGCUUUUAUAUAUAAUAUAUAUGUCUUUUAGUUUGCUUGUACUAGUCAUGUUUUGUACUUUGUUUGCA
Williopsis jadinii is the source of this 1616-nucleotide messenger RNA. RefSeq lists its product as uncharacterized. The transcript has a single exon. Gene Ontology annotation, molecular function: antiporter activity; phosphoenolpyruvate transmembrane transporter activity. Gene Ontology annotation, cellular component: endoplasmic reticulum; Golgi apparatus. Lineage: Eukaryota; Fungi; Ascomycota; Saccharomycetes; Phaffomycetales; Wickerhamomycetaceae. Gene Ontology annotation, biological process: phosphoenolpyruvate transmembrane import into Golgi lumen. Bases 217 to 1464 code for a protein of 415 amino acids. The record is from RefSeq and is a predicted model, not a curated record.